Messenger RNA from Homalodisca vitripennis (glassy-winged sharpshooter), 1832 nucleotides. RefSeq lists its product as uncharacterized. The record is from RefSeq and is a predicted model, not a curated record. Gene Ontology annotation, molecular function: nucleic acid binding; zinc ion binding. The transcript has 2 exons. NCBI's taxonomy places the organism in Eukaryota, Metazoa, Arthropoda, Insecta, Hemiptera, Cicadellidae. Bases 93 to 1241 code for a protein of 382 amino acids.
CCGUGUAAGCGUCGGUCGGGUUAGCGACCGCAUGCAUCUCAAUGGCGUCAGUAAACAAAGUGAGUGUUUCAGCCUAGGAGGAAGGGAAGUGAAUGUACGAAUUCGAUAUUAGUUCGUUAUUCAGUGACAUUGCACCAAGAAAAAUGACGGGAAUUAUUGGUAGCGUGGGUGAGUUCGACUCCAAUGAAGAAACGUGGGACUCGUACAUAGAGAGGUUUGAACUAUUUUUAAGUUGUAAUGAUAUCGAUCAUUCUAAGAAAGUGAGUACCUUGCUGACAGUGGUAGGAGUAAAAACGUUCAAGCUAUUACGGGAUUUGUGUACACCCGAUAAGCCUUCUACAAAAUCGUACGAUGAUUUAGUGAAGCUAAUUAAUGACCAUUUAUAUCCGACUCCAUCUUUUGUAUGUGAAAGAUAUAAGUUCAGUUUACGUAACCAACAUGACGGUGAAAGUAUAGCUCAGUACAUUGCUCAAUUAAAAAACUUAUCUAAAUACUGUGAGUUCGGUGCUAGUCUAAAUGACUAUUUGAGAGAUCGUCUUAUUUGUGGAAUCCGUUCAGAAUCUACUAAACAAAGACUUUUGUCAGAAGCUAAUUUGACCUUCGACAAGGCUGUUCAACUGACAUCGCAGAUUGAGAUGGCAGAGAAAAGCGCGGCAACGUUGGCGUCAGGCAGCCAUGACACGCCAGCCGUCUCCGUUCGCAGCGUCCAUCGGCUAGCAACGUCAUCGGCUAGGCGUCACUACAACGGACGUGAGUCAGCGCCGAGCGGGAGAGACAACGCUUCGCGUCACCACGCCACACCGAGUACCACACACGCACAUCAGUCCAGCAGCACUAGUGUAGUGAAGUGUAACUGUUGUGGCGCCGUAGGUCACUUCAGUAAGCAGUGUAAAUAUUACGGUUGUGUUUGCCAUAAAUGCGGCAAAACAAAUCAUUUAAAGAAGGUAUGCCGAUCUCAGGCUAGGGUGACAGAUCAAACAGCUGAGGUAAUAACAGCUGAGAGCCAGCAGACAGCACGCUCUGACUGUGCAGACGACAAUCCAGUAGGCAGUAACCGCACAGCUGAUGCGCCGCGGCAUUCUAUUUCUGUCCGCCCCAGUACAGCUAUGUCACCCAACGCUUCUCAUACUCACACUACCUACACCAGUCCUAUUACUCAGCGUUCACCACUUGCUCGUUCCACUCCUGUUUGCAGGUAUCCUCAACGAGAGCGAAAGCCAAUUACAAGGCUAGAUUUGUAAUAGUAGUUUAGAAGUGUAUUACGGAUAAUGAAUUUAUGUGUUUUAUUCCAAUAUUUUAUUUAUAUAAUUAUUCCAAUAGUUGAUAUAACAAUAUUCUUCUCAUUUUGUAUUAAAAAAUGGUAUUACAGGUUAUGUGCUUAAGAAUUUAUGUUCAAUUUAUGUAAUUGUUUUUUAAUGUAACAAAAUUGUGUGUCUAAUUAAGAAGGGAGGGAUGUGAUAUCUGUGGUAUAUUAUAUAGUGCAGGACUAUAUCUAUUCUUACAGUGUAUGUAAUAUGUUGGCAAUGGAUAUCGUAUGAAUAAAUCCUAUUGGCCAAGGGAUGACGCUCCCCCCUCCUUGUCCUACCACCACCUCUAAAUACCUCAGUCAUGAACCGUAACCUCGAUACUCCGGUCCAGUGUGUUAUUCCCACGGCCGUUAUUAUAUACUAAAAGUAGUUUCAUUCACCCAGUUCCCGUUGAGUAGUACAAGAUAGUACAGUGGGCAAGAGGAAGAUGAAAAUGUCACUGAAUAAACCAAUAUAUAUGACAAAUUAGUAUGAUUUGUUUCAUGUAAAACAAACCAAUGUUAAUAAAUUCCUUAUGUAAAACAA